Molecule: messenger RNA, 529 nt
Organism: Triplophysa rosa
Lineage: Eukaryota; Metazoa; Chordata; Actinopteri; Cypriniformes; Nemacheilidae
Product: proactivator polypeptide-like 1
Exons: 4
Coding region: 19-411 (130 amino acids)
Biological process (GO): lipid metabolic process
Source: RefSeq, a predicted model, not a curated record
GAAAUAUGCAAAACACAAAUGUCAAGAUUCUGCACGUUCCUUAUUGUCGAUAACAUUUCAACAUUCAAGAUGCUCCGAAACAUCUUUUUUGUCACUUUGAUCAUGUACACAGUCGGUGCAGAUGACUUGGGACUGCAGGAUGUGCAAUGGGAUGCGCUGUCUCCUGAGGAGCACUUUAAUGUUUGCGAUGUCUGUAAAUGGAUUGUGGAGACAGUGAAAAAAGAAAUCACUCCUCAGUCUUCUCAGGCAGAAAUAAAGACACUUUUGCAUGCGGUCUGCGGUGCAGUUCCCUUUCCUCCUCCAUUUUCAUCCCUCUGCAACUUUAUAGUUGAUAAAUAUGUGGACAUUUUGGCCAGAGAGAUUUCCAAGGCUGACCCGCCUACUGUAUGUGCUGCAAUUAAACUCUGCUAGUAGGUACACAGCUUCUUUCCCCUGUUCAAAUGUCACAUUUUCUGUCUGUCAUUAUAUGUAAAUAAAUACAGAAGUGUUAUUUUGAAAGCAUAAACAAAAUAAUUGUGUAUAUUUUUAC